Messenger RNA from Orycteropus afer afer, 879 nucleotides. It is a transcript of the gene PDXP, whose product is annotated as pyridoxal phosphatase. The coding region runs from base 1 to 879 and encodes 292 amino acids. The transcript is spliced from 2 exons. Gene Ontology annotation, cellular component: cytoplasm. Gene Ontology annotation, molecular function: pyridoxal phosphatase activity. Lineage: Eukaryota; Metazoa; Chordata; Mammalia; Tubulidentata; Orycteropodidae. The record is from RefSeq and is a predicted model, not a curated record.
AUGGCGCGCUGCGAGCGGCUGCGUGGCGCGGCCUUGCGCGACGUGCUAGGCCGGGCGCAGGGGGUGCUGUUCGACUGCGACGGGGUCCUGUGGAACGGCGAACGCGCCGUGCCGGGCGCUCCGGAGCUACUGGAGCGGCUAGCGCGGGCCGGCAAGGAGGCGCUGUUUGUGAGCAACAACAGCCGGCGCGCGCGGCCCGAGCUGGCCCUCCGCUUCGCGCGCCUCGGCUUCGGGGGGCUGCGCGCCGAGCAGCUGUUCAGCUCUGCUGUGUGCGCCGCGCGCCUGCUGUGCCAACGCCUGCCCGGACCGCCCGAAGCGCCGGGCGCAGUGUUCGUGCUGGGCGGCGAGGGGCUACGCGCUGAGCUGCGAGCCGCGGGGCUGCACCUGGUGGGAGACCCCGGCGAGGACCUGCGCGUGCGCGCCGUGCUCGUGGGUUAUGAUGAGCACUUCUCCUUCGCCAAGCUGAGCGAGGCGUGCGCCCACCUGCGCGACCCCGGCUGCCUGCUCGUGGCCACGGACCGCGACCCGUGGCACCCGCUCACUGACGGCAGCCGAACCCCUGGCACCGGGAGCCUGGCCGCUGCAGUGGAGACGGCCUCAGGUCGCCAGGCCCUGGUGGUGGGCAAACCCAGCCCCUACAUGUUCGAGUGUAUCACGGAGCACUUCAGCGUGGACCCCGCCCGCAUGCUAAUGGUGGGCGACCGCCUGGAGACCGACAUCCUCUUCGGCCACCGCUGCGGCAUGACCACCGUGCUCACGCUCACGGGCGUCUCCCGCCUGGAGGAGGCCCAGGCCUACCUGGCGGCCGGUCAGCAAGACCACGUGCCCCAUUACUAUGUAGAGAGCAUUGCUGACUUGAUGGAGGGGUUGGAGGACUGA